Messenger RNA from Anopheles merus, 1470 nucleotides. Its product is annotated as sorbitol dehydrogenase-like. The record is from RefSeq and is a predicted model, not a curated record. The transcript is spliced from 3 exons. Gene Ontology annotation, biological process: D-sorbitol catabolic process. Gene Ontology annotation, molecular function: L-iditol 2-dehydrogenase (NAD+) activity; zinc ion binding. Bases 295 to 1377 code for a protein of 360 amino acids. Lineage: Eukaryota; Metazoa; Arthropoda; Insecta; Diptera; Culicidae.
GUGAAGUACUACAAACACAAAUAACAACUGGCAUGCCAUCACAAACCGUUCUCAUUGAACGUACCCGGCACUGCUUCCUUUUCCAGCUCAGCUUCAUCGCCGGGACCCGUACAAACAGUUGCGCUAUCGACAGCUCACUCAUACAGAGCUGCUAGCUAAUAAAAACACCCAUUAAACGGUACCUUCCGCCCGGGAGAGAUAAAGCAAGACGACUCGGUAGGGGUCCGUUUCAGUUGCGUUUUAAAGUCGGGACGAACAGCGCUGCACUGUGCGAGCAAGAUUAGUACGUUUGCGAUGGCCAAUAAGAGCGACAAUCUGACAGCGGUGCUGUACGGCAUUGAGGAUCUGCGCCUGGAGCAGCGUCCCAUUCCGGUGCCGAAAGAUGACGAGGUACUGCUGGAGAUGGACGUCGUCGGAAUAUGUGGCUCGGAUGUGCACUAUCUAGUCAAGGGACGGAUCGGUGAUUUUAUCGUGAAAAAACCCAUGGUCAUAGGUCAUGAAGCGGCCGGUGUGGUGUCCAAGGUGGGCUCGAAGGUGAAGCAUCUGCGGGUCGGUGAUCGCGUUGCGAUCGAGCCUGGCUACGGUUGUCGCACGUGCGAAUACUGCAAGGGUGGUUCGUACAACCUCUGUGCGGAGAUGAUCUUCUGUGCCACCCCGCCGUACGAUGGCAACCUUACCCGGUACUUUGCCCAUCCGGCCGACUUUUGCUACAAACUGCCCGACCACGUGACCAUGGAAGAGGGUGCCCUGCUGGAGCCGCUUUCGGUCGGUGUGCAUGCGUGUCGGCGGGCAAACGUUGGGCUCGGUUCGCAGGUGUUAAUUCUUGGAGCGGGACCGAUCGGUCUGGUGACGUUGAUAGUGGCCAAAGCGAUGGGUGCGGGCAAAGUGCUCGUUACCGAUCUGCUCCAGAACCGGCUGGACGUGGCGAAGGAGCUGGGUGCUGAUGAAACGCUAGCCAUACCGAAGGACGCUACGGAGGCUGAGCUGGUGAAGAUCAUACACGAGCGCAUGGGCGGUGCGCCGGAUAAAACGAUCGACUGUAGUGGGGCGGAAUCGACGGCCCGGCUUAUGAUCCUGGCCACCAAAUCGGGCGGUGUUGGUGUGAUGGUGGGCAUGGGCGCAUCCGAGGUAAAGUUGCCUCUAGUCAACGCACUUGCCCGAGAGGUCGAUAUACGAGGCGUGUUCCGGUACUGCAAUGACUACCCUGUCGCUUUAAGCCUGGUGGCCAGUGGUAAGGUGAAUGUGAAGCGGCUCAUUACGCAUCAUUUCAACAUCGAAGAUACGGCCAAAGCGUUCCACACGACUCGCCACGGCGUCGAUGGUGCAAUAAAGGUUAUGAUCCAUGUACAACCGAAAGAUAAAAAUAAUCCGAAAUAGAUAAGUAUGAUGGAAUAUAGAGGCAAACAAAGUGUAAAAGGCUUAUACAGAACAUGCAAAUAAAUUGCACUUAGCAUAUAAUUGUAAAAGAGA